Molecule: messenger RNA, 2557 nt
Organism: Dermochelys coriacea (leatherback sea turtle)
Lineage: Eukaryota; Metazoa; Chordata; Testudines; Dermochelyidae
Gene: ASTE1
Product: asteroid homolog 1
Exons: 6
Coding region: 1-2079 (692 amino acids)
Molecular function (GO): nuclease activity
Source: RefSeq, a predicted model, not a curated record
AUGGGCAUCCAUGGAUUAAUGAGCUACGUGGGAGAGCAUAAGCAGUUCUUCACUGAUCUACAACUAAGGAACACAAAAAUCAUCAUUGAUGGAAAUAAUUUGUUUCAUCGGCUUUAUUUUGAAUCAAAUCUAGACCUCCAACAUGGAGGGGAUUAUGAUUCUUUUACAGAUAUUGUACACAAGUUUUUUGAAACUUUGUCUGUAUGCAAAAUAUACCCAUAUGUUGUGUUAGAUGGAGGGUGCGACUUGUCCGAUAAGAAGUUUGUGACAUUAAAGGAAAGAGCCAGGGAUAAGAUCCAGGUAGCAUAUUCCAUCUCUAGAGGUGGUGGUGGAAGUGUGCUACCCCUGCUCACGAGAGAGGUUUUCAAGCAAGUCUUGACCAAAUUAGAAGUACCUUUUGUCCAGUGCUUCUCAGAAGCAGAUAGGGAUAUUAUGUCAUUGGCUAAUCAUUGGAAUUGUCCCGUCUUAACUUUAGACAGUGACUUUUGUAUUUUUGAUUUGAAAGCUGGGUAUUGCCCUCUGAAUUACUUUCAGUGGAGAAACCUUUGUACCUGUGAAGGCACACUAGACUGCUACAUUCCAGCUCGAUGCUUCUCUUUAGAGAGACUGUGCAGCCACUUCAGUCAUAUGAACAAAGCCCUUCUUCCUCUCUUUGCUGUGAUGAAUGGUAAUGAUUACAUUAAUUUGCCAGCUCUGGAGACAUUCUUCAGCAAGGUACGCCUGCCGGUUAGAGUCUCUGGCGGGAGGGGGAGGAAGCAUGUCCGCAUUCAGGGACUUCUAAACUGGUUAUCCCAUUUUGCUGAUCCCACAGAGGCUAUAGACAAUGUACUGAAGUAUCUUAAAAAGCAUGAGAGAGAAGAAAUAAGGGAGCUUCUCUACUCUUCCAUGGAGGAAUAUGAACAGUCUGAUGUGAAGCUUGAGGAUUUUUUUCAGAAUGGAACCUAUGAGUCUCAGGUGAUGAGGAAAUUAGAGUUACCACAAUGGAUGCUUGAGGCUUUGGCAAAAGGUCAUUUGUCUCCAUUCAUUAGUGAUGCCCUUCUAUUAAGAAGAACAAUCCUUCAUGUCCAGGUGGAGAACAUGCAGAGGCCUAGUGCUCACACAGUCGCCCUACCCAUUCGUCAAGUCAUCUAUGGGCUACUCCUGAAUGCCUCUCAAAACUCUGAAGUUAUUUCCCCAAGUAAGCAGUCCAACAAGCUGCCAAUUGUCCGUGAAUUUGACAGAAUCCAAAAGACACUUAAAAAAUCCUUUGUUCCAACAACAAUGCUGCCUCUGGAUUUUUGUGAAGACCAUUGCUGUUUGGCCACAUUAACUGAGGAGCUGCCAUGCAAGGGAAGGAGAAGUGCUGUCGCUCCUCAGCCCAGCAGGGACUUGCAGGUGCCCAGAUCAGUUCAGCUAAAACUGCUGUUGGAGACAUUAGGAGUGAAAGCCAGCAUCCUACAACCCAUCCCCAGUCCCUUGUGGCUCCCUGUUGCUGUAACCUGCUACUGGACACGUUACUCAGAACCCAAAGUGAAAUUGCAUCAUUUACAGGCACUACUUCUAGGAAUGGUAUUUGGGGAAUUGCACAGGACAAGUAGCAGCCCAGAUCCUGUGAUUUUCAGUGUCAAAGACGAUAAAAUGGUCUAUGACCAGUUUCUAAAAUGGAAAGAAAAGAAUUUUCAGAAAUUACUGGAUUUAGACACAGCGCACACUUUCUGCCAGUGGCAGUGCUGCCUCCAGAUGGGAUUGCAUCUCAACCAGCUACUCUCUACUCCUCUCACUGAACCAGACCUAACUCGGCUUUAUUGUGGGACCCUUGUGCAUAGACUAUGCAAAGAGCUUAAAUCAGUACAUGCGGCAGAGAAUCUGCUUAUCUCAUCUCCAAAGAUGAGCCAGCUUUAUUGUGAUCUGCUCCAUGCAGUAAAGUCAACUGUACCUCCAGACUUCUUCCAGGAGACAACCAAGACCACCAAAUCCUUCAAGGAAAAGAACAAGCAAGCCACUAGUCAGGCAGAGACUAUCAGACAGCAUGCUACAUUGGAAGCUCAGCCUUUGUGUGAUGUUAACAAUAGGUUUGCAUCACUAAUGGUGGAAGACUGAAAGUAGCACAUACAUGACAUUCAAAUAAUUCUGCCUUGUGAAUGGAUCACAGUUACAAUGAAGUGGGUGAACUGCAUUGGAAUUUAACUGGCCCUUUUACAAUUUUUAGAAUGAAUCUUGCUACAGUGACUUUCUAUAAAUGUUCUUAUAGGAUACUGUCUGAACUUUCCAAAAAAUGUCAGUCUUUUGAUGUCAUUAAAUACAACUGAAGACGCUAAAUUUGCAAUUUUAAAGUAAAGCAAUAAGAGGACAGUUCUCUCUCCACCCCUUCAACCGCCAUUGCAAAAAAACAAAUCCACCAUCACAACUACAUACUACACAUGGAAAGCUAAUCACAAAUUUAAUUCUGAGGGCCAGUGUUCACCAGUGAGAUUUUCAAAAGUUUCCAAGGGAAGAACAUGGGUGCCUGACUUCCAUUGAAAAUUGGGUCAUCUGCUGUGCAUAUGUAUUCUAGUUACUGAACUGUUGUGGGGCAGGG